AUGGAGGAAACAAAUUCAACUAGUGUAGAGUUCGGAUCAAGUGCUAUUGGAAGUGAAAUUGCGGACAAUACUGUAAAUGCUCCUAAACCACUACUAGGAAUGAAGUUUAAUAGUUAUGAAGAAGUCUGCGAGAAGAAGGUAUGCCUCCUUCCACUAUUUCUCGUGUCAUCAAUGCAACUAAUGGAAGAGAAGAGUAUGAUAGCGAAUGAUCCAGAAUUUUAUUUUGCGAUAGAAGUAGACAGUAGUGGACAAAUGAGGAGUGUUUUCUGGGCCGAUGGAAGAUCAAGAGCAUCUUAUUUGAAAUUCAGUGAUGUUAUUGUGUUUGAUGUGACAUACAGAACUAAUAAGUUCAGUCUUCCAUUUGCUCCAUUUACUGGUGUAAAUCAACAUAGGCAGUCCACUUUACUUGGUUGUGCAUUAUUAGCCGAUGAACAGGAAGAUACCUUUGUUUGGUUAUUUAAAGAAUGGCUGAAAUGCAUGCAUGGCAUUGAACCAGGUGCUAUUAUAACAGAUCAAGAUAGAGCAAUGUGUAAUGCUAUUCACUCAGUGUUUCCAACGACAAGACACCGUUAUUGCUAUUGGCACAUGCAAAAGCAUAUUAUUGAUCAUUUGCCUACUUUGAUAUCUUGUUAUGGUGAACAGUUUCAAAGGUAUUGGGGCUUGUGGUAUAAUAGUUCUUCAAUUGAACAAUGUGAAGGAUAUUGGGUUGAGAUGAAAGAGAAGUUUUAUAUAAAUGAAGAAGGUGAGGGAUGGUUGCAAACAAUUUACAAAUGCCGAGAUCACUGGGUGCCGUGUUAUCUGAAGGACACUUUUUUUGCUAGAAUGAGAUCAAGCCAAAAGAGUGAAAGUAUUAAUGCAUUUUUUGAUGAGUAUGUUAACUCACAGACUCAAUUACACGAGUUUGUGACACAAUAUGAAAAAACAGUAACUCAUCGUCGCUUAAGUGAAGCCCAUGAAGAUUUUAAGAGUCUUAACCAGUAA
Messenger RNA from Asparagus officinalis (garden asparagus), 981 nucleotides. Its product is annotated as protein FAR1-RELATED SEQUENCE 5-like. The transcript is spliced from 3 exons. Gene Ontology annotation, biological process: regulation of DNA-templated transcription. NCBI's taxonomy places the organism in Eukaryota, Viridiplantae, Streptophyta, Magnoliopsida, Asparagales, Asparagaceae. The record is from RefSeq and is a predicted model, not a curated record. The coding region runs from base 1 to 981 and encodes 326 amino acids.